Molecule: messenger RNA, 450 nt
Organism: Ascoidea rubescens DSM 1968
Lineage: Eukaryota; Fungi; Ascomycota; Saccharomycetes; Ascoideales; Ascoideaceae
Gene: COX6
Product: cytochrome c oxidase subunit VI
Exons: 2
Coding region: 1-450 (149 amino acids)
Biological process (GO): mitochondrial electron transport, cytochrome c to oxygen
Cellular component (GO): mitochondrial inner membrane
Source: RefSeq, a predicted model, not a curated record
AUGUUUGCCCCAUUAAGACAAUGUUUCAAAACUCCAGCCAUUAGAAGAGCUAUUCUUUUACGACCAUCUGUUUCAUUAAGAUCUUCCACUUUCCUUAAUAAUACUACUAGAUUUAAUGCUACUAGAAACUAUAGUAGCAGUCAUGAUGAAGAAACUUUUGAAGAAUUCACUACAAGAUUUGAAAAAGAAUUUGAAGAAGCCUAUGAUUUGUUUGAAGUUCAAAGAGUCUUAAACAAUUGUUUUUCAUAUGAUUUAGUUCCAUCUCCAUCUGUUUUGGAAAAGGCUUUAUUGGCUUGUAGAAGAGUUAAUGAUUAUGCAACUGCUGUCAGAGUCUUUGAAGGUUUGAAAGUCAAAGUUGAAAAUAAUGAACAAUAUGAAGCUUACUUGGAAGAAUUAAAAGAUGUUAGAAAAGAGUUGGGUGUUGAUUUAAAAGAAGAGCUAUUUCCAUAA